AUGGACGGCUUCAGCAUCACAGAGCGGGUUCGUUCGUUCUUCCAAGCGUGCCGUAGCAGGUGCAUCGGCUCGCAGAUCGUGGAGGGCGGGUUCAAUGGCCAGAAGAACAGCGUCCCUCAUGAGAACAGGAAUGGCGCAAUCGAGACUGCGUUCCACACGUUGUUCGACAAGAAGGUUGCGUCCAAGAAGCACGACUACAAGGGGUUGACUUUCCCGAUGUUCAAUUACCAGCGCGACCUCAAGGCGAAUGACUGGAGCGCCAGAUUCGCCGAUGCCGUCAUCAUCGACCACUGCGUUCGCUUCGGCUGCCUCGGCAAGAUCCAGCACGCUUGGCGCGGCGAGAUGUUCAUGGCGACGUCUAAGCUCGCUGUCAGAUGCACGCUGGCAGGCGCCGCUACGCCAUGGAUGUUGCCUCUGACGCACUUCUCCCGCAGCGCUGGGGUUGCUUGGCCUCACAAGGAGCACGCGGUAGUGAAUGCAGAUGUUGUGUUUAUGCAGUUGUCCUUGGGUGCUGUGAGUAUUGAUGAGUUGCUCCGUGCUGUUGCUGACCCGAGCAACUGGGAAGCGAUCCCUGUCGAAUGGUGUUCGGUAUUCUCGCGGUGUCUUCUUCUUGGAGCUCAGCUGCCCAGGGAGCUGCCAGGUGGGCUCGGCGGCAGGCUCCGAGUGACAGGACGUGCUGCGCCUCUCCUUGUGGUUGCUGCUCGCACGUGCUUCCUCGGCCUGAGCAAGACGCAGCUGACCAGACUGAUGAAGUACCAAGGGGUCGCGGCCAAGGGGGGCAGCUUGUACGGGAUCCUUGAGGCGCUCAUCAAGUGCAACCUCGGCAAGCCAGACGCGCCCGCCAACGAGGACGAGCUGCUGGAGAUCAUGGCCAUCAGGAUGGUGGAGUCGGUAUCGAAUCAGAACGCAACCCUGGAGACGUUCAUGCAC
Molecule: messenger RNA, 930 nt
Organism: Prorocentrum cordatum
Lineage: Eukaryota; Dinophyceae; Prorocentrales; Prorocentraceae
Source: the annotation of a GenBank genome assembly